CGGGGCUCUGCGCUCGAGCGGUCGAGCCUGACCCGCACCAGCGGAGAAUCGCUCGGCUACGGCCCCCGGCCCCGGGCGGGUAGGAGGAGGCCGCAGUGGCCGGCGCGGGGAUGUCGAGGAGCUCGAAGGCGGUGCUGGGCCUCUCGGUGGUGCUGACGGCGGCCACCGUGGCCGGCGUGCAUCUGAAGCAGCGGCAGGACCGGCAGAGGCUUCAUGAUGGAGUGAUCAGAGACAUUGAGAGACAAAAUCGGAAAAAAGAAAACAUUCGUCUUUUGGGAGAACAGAUUAUUUUGACUGAGCAACUUGAAGCAGAAAGAGAGAAGAUGUUAUUGGCAAAAGGAUCUCAAAAAACAUGACUUGAAAUGAAUGUCAAAUAUUGAUGGGACAGUGUCGAG
This is a messenger RNA of Ailuropoda melanoleuca (giant panda), 395 nucleotides long. It is a transcript of the gene PET117, whose product is annotated as PET117 cytochrome c oxidase chaperone. The record is from RefSeq and is a predicted model, not a curated record. The coding region runs from base 111 to 356 and encodes 81 amino acids. Gene Ontology annotation, cellular component: mitochondrion. NCBI's taxonomy places the organism in Eukaryota, Metazoa, Chordata, Mammalia, Carnivora, Ursidae. Gene Ontology annotation, biological process: mitochondrial respiratory chain complex IV assembly. The transcript has 2 exons.